GGAACGGUCCUCUCGGCUUUUACGAAGUACACCCCUCCACCCCGCAUCGCACCUUGCGCGUCACGGAUUAGUUCCCGCAUCUUCAUCUACAUCCAUCUGUACACCCAACACCAUCUUCUGGCUCAAUAAAAAAAUCCGCAUGCACACUCCACGAUGCCAACAAACGCGGUCAGGAAUCUGCACGGCAAAACCGUGCUGAUCACGGGCGCGUCCUCCGGUAUCGGCCGCUCCUGCGCCUUCGAGUUCGCGCGCACAUCACCCCAUUCCAUCAACCUCAUCCUCACAGCACGGCGCGUGGAUAGAUUGCACGAUAUCUCUCAACAGAUCAUCUCAGAGCUAGGCAGUGGCGUCAAAAUCUACGUAGUGCAACUCGACGUCAGCAAGCCCUCUGAAGUGUCACAACUAUUUCGCGAUCUGCCAGAAGACUUCAAAGAAGUCGAUGUUCUCGUCAACAAUGCGGGAUUCAUGAGCGGGUAUGAGCGUGCGCCAGAUAUCCCAAAUCAAGUCAUUGAGGAUGUGUGGGCGACGAAUGUCACGGGGUUGAUUCAAAUGACGCAGGAGUUUCUCAGGAUUGCGAAGAAGAGACCGGAGGGUGGGAGGGGAGACGUCAUCAUGCUGGGGAGUAUUGCGGGGAGGGAGGCAUAUCCCAGCGGCUCGAUCUACUGUGCGAGUAAAGCGGCUGUGAGAGCUUUCACCGAGGCGCUGAGGAGAGAGUUGAUAGAUACCAAGAUUCGGGUUAUUACUGUUGACCCAGGGCAAGUCUUCACGGAGUUCACUAUAAUACGAAACAGAGGUGACGAAGCAUCUGCAGAAAAAGUUUACGAGGGCUGCAGUCCAUUGACUCCUGAAGAUGUCGCCGAAGUCAUCGUCUUUGCGGCCAGUAGAAGGGAAAAUGUCGUGGUGGCGGACUCUAUUCUAUAUCCGAAUCAUCAGGCAUCGUGGCAGGAUAUACAUCGCAGAGAGCAGAAGCCACACAAUUAAGAGCAUGGUCUAUUGGGGACUCACACUGAAUCAUAUUGCGUGGCCAUGAGUUUGAGUUUCGGGGUUGACGCGUUCCAGUUCUCGCUGAGCCAGCAUCUCCUGCCGUUCCAUCGGGAAACCUUUUCUUGCCAUGCCAAUAGGGUAGCUGGGAACCAUGUCUUCUUGCACUUCUCCUCUUACAC
This is a messenger RNA of Didymella exigua CBS 183.55, 1163 nucleotides long. Its product is annotated as NAD(P)-binding protein. Gene Ontology annotation, cellular component: cytosol. The coding region runs from base 154 to 981 and encodes 275 amino acids. The record is from RefSeq and is a predicted model, not a curated record. The transcript has 5 exons. Gene Ontology annotation, molecular function: oxidoreductase activity. Lineage: Eukaryota; Fungi; Ascomycota; Dothideomycetes; Pleosporales; Didymellaceae.